AUGUCUGACAAUAUAGCAGCCAAUCCCGAGCCCAGCGCGGCACAUUUCGAGGCGCCUCUCGGGGCAGCAGUGAAAUCCAUCACCCAUUUGAAGCGAAUCCCGAGCGAGGAGAGUAUUGAAAUGGACGGCACGGACUACCGCGACGUCCUCCCUAGGCCCUCCACCGACCCCAAUGAUCCCUUGAACUGGUCCUGGACGGAGAAGCACCUGGUCCUGUUCAUGGUUGCAGCCAUGGCGUUCCAAGGGCCCUUUGACUCGGCUUCCCCAGCCGCCGGGUUUCUGGAGCAAGCCCCAGCUUAUCACGUCGAGAUUCCUGAUAUGCUGGACUCUGUCGGCGCGCAGGCUAUUAUGCUCGGCGUCGGAGGAGUACUCUGGGUGCCUCUCUCAAACCAUUACGGACGGAGCCCGAUUUACCUUGCCGGCGCCGUCGUCGCCACUCUAGGCUGCCUAGGGUGUUCUCUCGCAAACAGCCUUGGUGCGUACUGUGGUGCUCGGGUGGUCAACGGCUUAGGGUGCUCUGCAUCUAUGAGUGUUGGAGCUUUAACCGUCAAAGAUCUCUUCUUCGUCCACGAACGCGGUCAGAAAAUGGGUAUAUGGACAAUCUCCAUCGGCCUAUCGCCCUAUAUCUCCACGCUCCUGGACGGUUUCGUGACGACCUACGCUGGCUGGAGAUGGAUGCAGUGGCUCACCUUCUUCAUCUGGUGUGGCUUGUUGGUCUUGUGCCUGGUCGCGCUUCCGGAGACGCUUUACGACCGCCAUCACCAGCUGGUUGACGUACCACCAAAGAAGACCUAUGUCCAACGGCUAAAAUGGAAGCGGUUCCCGAUGAGGCGACUGACCUUCCGAAGUUUCUGGCACCCCUGUACGAUGUUCUUCUACCCUUCCGUUAUCCUUCCCGGGUUCUACUACGGAAACAUCUAUGGCUUUUGCGUAUUUGGAGCACUGGGGAUGAUUCCCAUAGCCUUUGCGGAGCUCUAUGGUUUCCAUGCUGUUGCUCAAGGGCUGGUGGCAAUACCACUAGCCAUCGGCACAAUUCUGGGGGAGCCGCUCGCAGGCCCGUUUUCCGACUGGGUUGUCCGGUUUCUGGCGCGCAAGAAUGGCGGCGUGCGACAUCCGGAACAACGCCUUCAAGCCUACUGGCUAGGGGCGAUACUUGUGCCUUUGGGGUUGAUGAUGUUCGGCCUCACUCUUCAGUACGAGGUGCAUUGGAUCGCGCCUUGUAUUGCCAUCGCAAUCUACUCCUUUGCGAUACAGAUCGUGUCCACUGUCACAUUCACCUACGCCGUGGACUGCUACGAACAUGUGGCUGGCGAAGUUGCCCUGGUGCUGAACUUCUGCCGCCAGAUUUUCUCCUUCUACGUGUCCUUCUACCUGCCGCACUAUACUGGGAAGGUAGGAUAUGGUUGGGCGUACGGGAUAUACGCCAUUUUGGCCGUGGUGCUCUUCCUGCCUGUUAUUUUGCUGAUGCUUAGAGGAGGAGCGAUCAGAAAACGACUGGGCGCCCCGCAGUCGGGCUUGGUGCACCACUCCGUUCCAGUGCAGGUGAGGGAGGAUAUACCAAAAUCCGAGGAGUAG
Molecule: messenger RNA, 1575 nt
Organism: Cladophialophora immunda
Lineage: Eukaryota; Fungi; Ascomycota; Eurotiomycetes; Chaetothyriales; Herpotrichiellaceae
Exons: 6
Coding region: 1-1575 (524 amino acids)
Biological process (GO): transmembrane transport
Molecular function (GO): transmembrane transporter activity
Source: RefSeq, a predicted model, not a curated record